Phlebotomus argentipes is the source of this 953-nucleotide messenger RNA. Its product is annotated as 15-hydroxyprostaglandin dehydrogenase [NAD(+)]-like. Gene Ontology annotation, molecular function: oxidoreductase activity, acting on the CH-OH group of donors, NAD or NADP as acceptor. NCBI's taxonomy places the organism in Eukaryota, Metazoa, Arthropoda, Insecta, Diptera, Psychodidae. The transcript is spliced from 2 exons. Gene Ontology annotation, cellular component: cytoplasm. The record is from RefSeq and is a predicted model, not a curated record. The coding region runs from base 103 to 894 and encodes 263 amino acids.
UGUUAAGAUCGCUGAAGGUAAAAUUAUCUUUUAAUAAGAGUUUUUUCUUGCGCUGCAACUCAGUUGCGGUUGAACAGUUGAUCGGAAACGAAGCUCAGCAAAAUGUGCGUGGAAAUGUCUCUUGUGAAUAAGAGUGCUUUAAUUACUGGCGCCACUGGUGGAAUUGGUCAUGCUAUUUGCAGGGAGUUUCUCAAGCAUGGCGUGAAGAAUUUAGCGAUUGUCGAUCUUCAUCCUCAGGAGCCGAAGAUUGUGGGUGAUUUGAGGAGAGAAUUUGAGGACGUUUCCGUGAGAUACUACCAAGUUGACGUGGCGUCGCAUGACGAGAUUGAGAAGUGCUACGAAGAGUUCACCAAAGUCAUCCCGAGUCUGGACAUUGUCGUGAACUGUGCCGGAAUCUUUAACGAGAGUCAGUAUCACGCGGUGGUGAAUGUGAACCUCAACGGUGUCAUUGGAUCCACUCGUCUGGCGAUCGAUCACAUGAAUGUCAGCACGGGCAGAGGAAAAGGUGGAUGUGUCAUUAACAUCGCCUCAAUUGCUGGCUUAACAACACUGAGCUGCACUCCAACUUACUCCGCGACCAAGCAAGGCGUGAUUGCCUAUACGCGAGCAGUGGCUUUCAAGCGUGAGAAGCUCGGCAUCAAGUUCUUGACCAUUUGUCCAGGAGCAACACAAUCGCAAAUGUACGAUCAAUCUGCAAAGCCCGAAUUCUUCUUCAUGAGCAGUGCAGAGGAAGUCCAAGGAUUUCUGGACAGAUUCCCAAAGCAACAAGCGCAGAAUCCUUGUGAAAUUGGAAAAGCCGCUGUGAAAAUCAUAAAAGAGGCUGCGAAUGGAAGCGUUUGGAUUGUGGACCGAGGCGAACUCUCUGAAGCUCAUGUCGCAGACCCGAUAUUUUGAAUACAUACAUAUAUCAUAAAAAGCUCACAAAUCUCCAUGUAAAUAAAAUCUUGAAUAAA